Molecule: messenger RNA, 2227 nt
Organism: Melitaea cinxia (Glanville fritillary)
Lineage: Eukaryota; Metazoa; Arthropoda; Insecta; Lepidoptera; Nymphalidae
Exons: 8
Coding region: 1-1986 (661 amino acids)
Source: RefSeq, a predicted model, not a curated record
AUGAUUAAGAGAAGUAUAUUCUUCAUCACGCUAUGGACACUCUCACACGCGGCGUACAUCAGUCGCAUGGCGAUGAUGAACAGAAUGAGAGCUCCAGUUGCGUUCCGGCCGGGUAUAAUCUUCCAAAGACCUGGAUAUCCACAGCGAAUCGUUCCAGCUGCUUCGAGACGAGCACCGUACAUAAUAUACAGAAAUACACCUCCUAGAUAUACAAUAAAGCAUAAUAUAAACCCAGCAAUGACUCGCAACGUUUAUAACCACUGGAAAACAACGCGUCUACCGUUACCUAGUCCAACAGCUGAGUAUGAAUUCGUGAGACCGACUUCUCCACCAGCGAUUGUGCAUCCUGACGUUGUGGACAAAGACAAUUCGGUUCAGAGUUGUUUGAAUGUAGGUGCGAUCCACACCAUACCAGCGCCCAACCUCAGCCUCUCCGAGAAGCCUAUAGUAGUCGCAGAGUCUGACAUUACUGGUGCUAAUGACGCUUCAAAACCUAAACCAACAUAUGAGGUGACAGAAAAGUAUUCAGAUCAGCCGGUUUAUCAAGUUAAUCCAAAAAUUGAAGCGCCUGUUGGAUUUUCGAAAGCAUCUUCCAUGUCAGCAGCUGAUCUACAAAACAUUGUCAAACAAAACACAGCUUUGCAGCUCGCUUCAGAAUACGGUUUUCAACUACCGCACCCUACCACUAUUCCUCAGCAAUUUGCAAUACAGGGCUUCCACGGGUUCACGAAUCAUCACGACUUCUUCCACAGUGGAGCUGAAAAUAUUAUAGUACCACAAAGCGCAUAUUACCAACAGGAUCCAAUAUUUUUACAUAAUCUUCAAAGUCAAAUAAUAGAACAGUAUCCCUCAGUUGAGUUCCGACCCUACACACCAGAGGUACAGCCUCAAGUACAAACACAAAUACCAGAAACCCACACACCGCUAUUCCUGUUACAAAACGAACAAAUAAUAAAGCAAGCUCCUUCGUCGUUCGUCACAAGUAAUAACAAUGAAAGAAACAUCGUUCAAAGAGAAACCCAAGAAAGUUCUAUUGCUUCUAUAGUCCCGCAAGGUUUUUCUGUUAAAAACGUUUCAGAAAACUUAAUUGAAAUCGAUGUAACAACAGAAUUUUUACCACAGAAUGUACAGAACGUAACAACGGAAACCACUGAAAUUCAAGCACCGACAACAACAGUUAAAAAUGUUGUUGAAAUAAAUAAAGAUGAUAAAAGAACAACUCCCAUAUAUUACGCUCAAAUUGGUCAAAGUGUGGGUAACGUUAUAGCCAACGGUUUCUAUUCAGCGAUAAAUGAUGUCAGAGCGGCCUCUAUGGAAGCUCAAAAUAAUCAAAGUGAAAAUAUCACAACAACUACUACAUCCACAACGACAGAACGGGAAACACAACCGUUAUUUGUAGAUGAAAAAACAGAUAGCAAUAUUGAUGAUUUGACAAAUUUGUUAGCUUCUCCAUUCGAAAAACCGGCUGAAUCAGUAAAUGUUGCAUACACUUUACUAAGAGCUAGUGACAAACAACCGAAAGUAAAUCAAGAUGGCGAAGUUUUUGCUGGACAACUUGUAGAAGCUAAAAUUAGUGAAGAUCAAGAAUUUAAUAAAGAAAAAGCUACUUUAGCCAGCCGCCCACCGUUGAGACUAUUUGCAGUUACAGAAAAGAGGGUAUCAGAAACUACUCCUCAGCAAACCGUGGUCAAGGCAAAAAUCCCACCAAAAAGUAAACUUAUCUUUGACGAAAAAACUGGUGAACCCGUAUUAAGAAUAUAUGCUAGCUAUGUGGACAAUCCUGCUCAGAAAGAAAUAUUAACAGCAAAACUGACAAAUAUGAGACAUACAAAAGAAGUCACAAGAAAGCAAGACAGUUUUGACUGGAAAACAGACGCUGUAAAGAAUAUAGAACAAUUAAUGACAGGUGACAACAGUCAAUUUGGACUCAAAAUGAGGUCUAGAAGUGAUGAUUACAUUCCAAUUUUUGAGGAUUAUGAAGAGUGAACCAAAUAUCAUGAAACAAUUUUUACAAUUCUAAUAUUAAUGUUGACUAAUAAGAAAAAUGACAUUUAAGGUAAAUAGACCAAGCUACUUCUUACAAAAAGUAGUGCUGUAUAAUAAGCUGUCGUCUAUUUUUAAUGAGUAUGAUUUUUUACUAACAACUUCAAUGUUAAAUGUAAAUAAUUUUAAUAUUAGUUUAAGAUAUUAACUUAUUUAUUUUUGCAUUUAGAGAAUUAAUUUUUAA